Saccostrea cuccullata (small rock oyster) is the source of this 2397-nucleotide messenger RNA. RefSeq names its product ankycorbin-like. The record is from RefSeq and is a predicted model, not a curated record. Lineage: Eukaryota; Metazoa; Mollusca; Bivalvia; Ostreida; Ostreidae. Bases 817 to 2397 code for a protein of 526 amino acids. The transcript is spliced from 12 exons.
AAACAUAAAAUACGCAAAAAUUAUUUACAACACUAAAAUAAAAAUAUAGAAUUUAAAAGUCCAUUAUUAGGUAUUAGUGAAUAAAAUUUUGCAACACGAUUUGAUCCUCUCAGGCUUUCGUAGUCGAUCGAUUUUAAGGUCAAUCCAAAACUGAUUAUUGAAUAUGAUAAUUUGAAACGUAUAUUAUACCAAACAAGAGAAGUACACCCUUACAAUGGCAGGAUAAUUACAAAAGACACAAAGGUAAGUAAAUAUGCUUUUUAGAAGAGGGCAAGGUGGAUAUGUGAUUAAUAAAUAGUAUUUAAUUUAAACUUAUAAUUGCUUAAGUUGCAAAAAAUCGAUGCAUGUCUUUACAGUUACAUUUUAUGAUAACAAAUCUCAUUGAUUUUGUAUAUUUUAUAUGGUAAAUUUCAUCUUAAUCUUUAUCCAUUCAUUAAGUUCUGUUUUGCAAGGAAUACUGGUAUUUUCGGCCUGGCAAUGAAAUAUGGCCAGUUCCAAUUAAAGGCAAUCCAGGAAUGGAAAACCUUAAAUAUUAUAGCAAUCCACAAACCAAACUUAUUUGUAGUUUUCUUCCUCUGUUGACCUUAAUAACGUUACUGAUUAAGUGCAGCCUUCGAUAGAUAUAUUUUCUUUGCAUGAUCUGCAACGGUUUCGAAAUCAAGAAUUCCAAGCUAAAUGUGUCUUGGCCCCAAAGUUAAAUUUCUUGAUAAAUGUUGCUGUAGGCCUCUUGCAUCAUUGAAUACAUGAUUUUUUUACAGUCCCACAAUGAAAUUGCAGUGCAGUGUAUUUUGUUAAAAACAGAGAAAAAACGAAAGGAUGAGGCACUCUCCAAUCUGGGAACGAGAGGAAAGAUGUAUAGCCUCUACCUCAAAUGAAAAUUAUAAUCCACUCAGUCAUGACUAUUCCAAAGAGUCUGAAAAUUAUACUCCCCUGGCAGUUCCCGAUUGUUUUCUUUGCUCUCUGCUACAGUCUCAAAACGACAGACUGCUGGAAAUAAACCAAAAUCUACUGAAAAGUCUUGACAAUUCUAACCGGGAGAAAAAAGAAAUAAAAAAGUCUAUGACUGAAAGAACGCCAGGUCCUCUUUGUAAAAUUAUACAAAAGAAAAGGGAAGAGAUUGAUAGUUUGAAAACAGACCUUCAAAUGGCUUUAAGGGAAAAUGCCGAUCUUCAGUGGAGAUCAACAACUAAAAACGACGAAAAUUUUGAAGAUUUAAGAGGAAUAAUUGAGUACUUGGAGAAAAGACUUGAGCUAUCAGAAGCAGACUCUUGCAGUAAAGAUGGCGAUAUUUCAAAACUGAAUCACAAAGUAACUCAUUUGCAGUCGGAAGUGGAUGGACUCAGAUAUAAACUUCAAGAAGAGCAAACAAAAAUGCAUUGGCUUACUGUUUAUAGUGAACAAAGCAGAGCUAAAUUUGAAAAUGACAAAAGGACUCCAGAAUCAGAGAUUGAUAACUUGCGUUUUGAAGUAAAGAUUUUGAAAUCCGAGAACGAGAAAUUAGAAGAGAACAGAAGGCAAAGCUUACAGGAAAAAGAAAAACUUUCAGUGAUACAUUCAAAUGAACUUAAGUUGAAGGAGGAAGAAAUGAAAGUUCUGAAGAAAGAUGUGGAAAAGAUAAAUCUGGAGCUUCAAUCUUUAUAUGCAAAAGAAUAUGAAAAGAAUUUUAAGAAUACCAAUCAAGACUCUGAAAUCCUGCGCUUGAAAUAUGAAGUUAAUGAUCUGAAAGAAGAAAUUCACACCUUGAAAAAGCAAGCAGACAAUUUGAGAUUAGAAAAAGUCCAAAUUCAGAGAAAAUUUGAAUUUGACCUAAAGAGGGAAGAUUCCAGAGCGGCAUCUGAAAUAAACCGACUGAGGCAAGUAAUUUUGCAGCUAGAAAAUCAGAAAUAUGAAACAGACAUAGCGUCCUUGUCAAGGAAAAAAGGAGCUGCGUUGCAAAGAGAGAAUGAAAAACGUAAACUUGCUGAUCAAGAUUCCCCUGAAAUGCAAUACUUGAAAGAGCAAGUUUGCAAUCUGAAGAAAGAAGUGAAUAUGUUAGAAAAAGAGGCAAAGAGAUUACAUGAAGAAAAAAUCCAAGACCAGCGAAAAGGCGAACUCGGUCUGAAAGAAAGGGACUCACAAACACGCAUAGCAGAAUCUGAAAUAAGCCGGCUGAAGCAAGUUAUUUUGCAACUAGAGAAUGAAAAUAUAAAACAUAAAUCACACAUAUCUGCCAUAUCAGAGGCGAAAGAAAAUGCAUUACACAGGCAAAGUCAAGCUGAACUUAACAUGAAAACAUUAACGGAGGAAAUGCAGCAUAUGAGAGAAAGAUUAUUAAAGCAAGAAGAUGACAACUAUCGACUUCAAAAGGAACUCUCUGAAGUUUGUAAAGAAAAAGACAAUGCUUUGAGCUUUGACUAG